Dioscorea cayenensis subsp. rotundata (Guinea yam) is the source of this 1170-nucleotide messenger RNA. RefSeq names its product glycine-rich cell wall structural protein 1.8-like. The record is from RefSeq and is a predicted model, not a curated record. The coding region runs from base 1 to 1170 and encodes 389 amino acids. The transcript has a single exon. Lineage: Eukaryota; Viridiplantae; Streptophyta; Magnoliopsida; Dioscoreales; Dioscoreaceae.
AUGGGUACUCAAAACAGAGUUCUAAGUGCAGUACUGCUAGUGCUGUUGAGUGCAACCAUAUGCUUUGCAUCUAGAGCUCUUUUAAGUACUCUAGAUAUACCACCAUAUGGCACUGGCCAUGGUCUUGGUAAUGCUGGAUAUGGAAGUGGAGGAGGUAGUGGAGGAGGAUAUGGAGCAGGAGGAGAACAUGGAAUUGGAUAUGGAGGUGGAGGAGGGAGUGGUGGAGGUGGUGGUUAUGGCGUAGGAGGUGACCAUGGUGUUGGAUAUGGAGGUGGAAGUGGAAGUGGAAGUGGUGGUGGAUCUGGAGCUGCUGGAGGAGAGCAUGGUGGUGGUUAUGGUGGCGGUGGUGGUGCUGGUGGUGGUUCCGGUUAUGGUGCUGGUGGUGAACAUGGUGGUGGAUAUGGUGAAGGUGCUGGUACUGGUGGUGGUGCUGGUUAUGGUGCUGGAGGAGAACAUGGUGGAGGAUAUGGAGGUGGAGGUGGGACUGGUGGUGGUGCUGGGUAUGGUGGCGCCGGCGGAGAACAUGGAGGUGGAUAUGGCGGUGGAAGUGGAUCAGGUGGUGGUGGUGGUGCUGGAUAUGGAGCUGGAGGUGAACAUGGAGGUGGAUAUGGAAGUGGAGGUGGCUCCGGUGGUGGCGCUGGGUAUGGAGCUGGUGGGGAGCAAGGUGGUGGUGCUGGAUAUGGAGCUGGUGGAGCGCAUGGAGGUGGAUAUGGGAGUGGAGGAGAGCAUGGUGGUGGCUAUGGCGGUGGUGGUGGAUCAGGUGGUGGUGCUGGUUAUGGAGCUGGUGGUGAACAUGGUGGUGGUUACGGCGGCGGUGGUGGAUCAGGUGGUGGUGCAGGUGGUGGUGCUGGUGGUGAACACGGCGGUGGCUACGGCGGUGGUAGUGGAGCUGGUGGUGGAGCUGGUUAUGGAGCUGGUGGAGAACAUGGUGGUGGUUACGGCGGCGGUGGUGGGUCAGGUGGUGGUGCUGGUUAUGGAGCUGGUGGUGAACACGGCGGUGGCUACGGCGGUGGUAGUGGAGCUGGUGGUGGCGCUGGUUAUGGAGCUGGUGGAGAACAUGGUGGUGGUUAUGGCGGUGGUGGUGGGAGUGGUGGCGGUGGCGGUGGCGGUUAUGGAGCCGGAGGAGGAGUUGGUGGCGGCGCCGGUGGUGGUUAUGGUGGUGGGCAUUAA